Oikopleura dioica is the source of this 1233-nucleotide messenger RNA. Lineage: Eukaryota; Metazoa; Chordata; Appendicularia; Copelata; Oikopleuridae. The record is from the annotation of a GenBank genome assembly.
AUGGGAAACAAGCUUGUGCCAUUUUCAGCUACGGAGAAUCAAACUGCCUGGAUUGACACUAGAUGGCCUCAGAGAUUUAUUUUCACGUUCGACAAUGCUAAUGCUCCGCCGCACAACAUGUCGAAUGGCGAUUUCAGACGAUUUUAUGAGCACGGAGAAUAUGCGCUGAAAAUCCACAGCGACCAUAAAAACCUAACGAUUGUUGCGAUCAAGGAAGACUCACUGGCAUACACGGCCCCUGCCUGGGGAACAUUUACGGCAUUAAUUCUGGCUCAGAUUAUUUAUAUCAUAGACGCUAUGCGAGGCAUUGCGAUCGGCAUUAUGAUCUUUGUGAAUUACGGUGGCGGCGGGUACUGGUUCUUUGAUCACGCUGUUUGGUUUGGGCUUACAGUUGCCGAUCUGGCGAUGCCUUGGUUCAUGUUUAUGAUGGGCGUCUCGCUUACUUUUUCAUUCAAUUCGAUGGUCAAAAAAGGCUGGUCAAAGAUGAAAAUGAUCAAGAAAAUCGCACUUAGAUGCGGAAAACUCAUGGCUGGGGUUGAGGAAAAGUUCGUUUCUCACUUUACUGAUUGUGCAGAAAAUAUUUGGAUUCGCACUAGAAUUAGAACCGAUCCUCGAAGCCCACAUGAAGCGACCGAAAAUUCUUCACCGAAGCUCAUAUUUACGGGGACCCAACAUCUCACCCCGUCUUUUGGCAUGAUGAGUACUGGGGAUCUUCAAGCAUAUGACCCGGAGGGGAUUUUGGGCUCGAUAAAUUCGAUUCUUAUUGUUUAUCUUGGACUACAGGCUGGCCGGAUCUUUAAUUUUUACGAAACCUUCCAACAACGUGCUAUCCGCUUAACGGUCUGGGGCAUUGUGCUGACCGCAGUCGGCGGCGCGCUAACAGGAUUCCAUCAAUUCCAGGAGGGUAGUAACAUUCCCAUUGCCAAGAACUUGUGGACUCUAAGUUUUGUGCUUGUUAUGGCUGGAUGGGGAUUUCUGCUCCUCCUGGCGCUCUACUUUUUGAUUGAUCAUCGGAAACUCUGGGAUGGUGCUCCGUUUUACUUUGUUGGGAUGAAUUCAAUCCUCGUUUAUCUGCUCCAUGAAAUCUUGGAAGGUCAAAUUCCAUUCUGCGGCGACGAGUGUGGCGGUUUCCAAUCGCAUGCUCAAAAAAUAGCGAUGCAGGUCGGGGCUGUUGCGACUUGGUUCCUGUAUCUUUACUGGAUGAAGGAGAAGAAGUUCUUUUUAGUCAUUUGA